This is a messenger RNA of Diospyros lotus (date-plum), 2199 nucleotides long. RefSeq names its product pentatricopeptide repeat-containing protein At4g02750-like. Gene Ontology annotation, biological process: RNA modification. The record is from RefSeq and is a predicted model, not a curated record. The transcript has 2 exons. Gene Ontology annotation, molecular function: RNA binding; protein binding. The coding region runs from base 35 to 1837 and encodes 600 amino acids. NCBI's taxonomy places the organism in Eukaryota, Viridiplantae, Streptophyta, Magnoliopsida, Ericales, Ebenaceae.
CGUCUCCCUCUCUCUCUCUCUCUCUAUCUCUCUCAUGGUUAUCUUGCGCUUAUCUCGCCAUCUCUGUUGCUUGUGUAAGUGUAACUCUCUCUCGCCCCAAAUUCAACUUGUUAUCCCAAAAAGCUCCACUUCCAUAUCUUCCACUGCGCAUUUUUUUAUCCAAUCUGCCAGUUGCCAUUCCGACCAAGAUGUUUAUGCUUAUAACGUCAAGAUUGCGGCCCUCUCGCGCGCCGGCAAGCUCGAUGCGGCUCGCCAACUGUUUGACGAAAUGCCCAAACGAGACGUGGUCUCGUGGAACGCCAUGGUCACUGCGUACUGGCAGAAUGGGUACCUGGACCACUCCAAGCAGGUGUUUGAGUCUAUGCCAGUGAGGAAUGUAGUUUCUUGGAAUUCCAUGAUUGCGGGUUGUGUUGAGAACGGAAGGAUGGAAGAGGCUCUCGACUACUUCUGCAGUAUGCCGGAAAGAAACACGGCCUCGUGGAAUGCUAUGAUAUCGGGUUUCAUAAGGUGUGGCAGGAUUGAGGAAGCUGGUGGGCUCUUUGAGGAAAUGCCGAGGAGGAAUGUGAUUUCUUACACUGCAAUGAUUGAUGGCUAUGCUCAAAUUGGCGAGAUGGAGCGGGCAAGGGUUCUUUUUGAUAACAUGCCUUAUAAAAAUGCAGUCUCUUGGACUGUUAUGAUUUCUGCGUAUGUGGAGAAUGGGAGGUUUCAUGAGGCCAAGGAAUUGUUUGAUCGGAUGCCAGAAAAGGGCAUAUUUGCAGCAACGGCCAUGAUCAUAGGCUACUGUAAGGAGGGGAAGAUGGACAGUGCGAGGAUUUUGUUCGAAGAGAUUCAGUGCAAGGAUCUUGUCUCUUAUAAUGUAAUGAUAACAGGUUAUGCACAAAAUGGAAAUGGUGGGGAGGCAUUGAAGCUAUUCACACAAAUGCUCGGAAGGUGUAUGAAGCCAGAUCACGCCACCAUUGUUUCAGUUCUUACAGCUUGUUCUAGUCUUUCAUCACUAAAAGAAGGACAGCAAACUCAUGCCAUCAUUCUUAAAAUGGGAUUGGACUCACCUUCACCUGUCCCUGUAUGUAAUGCUGUGGUUACCAUGUAUGGCAAAUGUGGCAGCAUCUUUGACGCUGAGUUGGCUUUCACUCACCUCAACAAUCCAGACGUUGUUUCAUGGAACGCUAUAAUCUCUGCCUUUUCACAUCACGGCUUCUAUGAAAAGACUCUUGCUUAUUUUGAGGAGAUGAGAUUGAACGGUUUUGAGCCGGAUGGAAUGACAUUUCUUAGUUUGUUGUCUGCGUGCGGUCAUUCAGGCAUGGUGGGCGAGAGUUUGUACUGGUUUGACUUGAUGACAGAAAAUUACAGAAUUCUUCCCUGGUCAGAGCACUAUGCUUGUUUGGUCAGUAUAUUAAGCCGAGCAGGUCAGUUGCUGAAGGCUUACAAGAUGAUCCAAGAGAUGCCAUUCGAGGCAGACUCGUGUGUUUGGGGUGCGCUUCUUGCAGGCUGUCGCGCCCAUUCAAAUGCAGAGCUAGGGCAAUUAGCUGCUGCAAAAGUUGCAGAAUUUGAUCCUCAGAAUGCCAGUGCUUAUAUUACUUUGUCUAACAUAUAUGCUGCUGCUGGCAUGUGGAAAGAAGUUACCAGAGUGAGAGGUCUGAUGAAAGAGCAAGGAGUUAAGAAGCAACCGGCAUAUAGUUGGAUGGAGAUUGCAGAUAAGGUCCAUUUUUUUUUGGGAGGAGAUGUGUCUCAUCCAAAUGUUGACAAGAUUCAUUCAGAGCUCAAGCUAAUGGGUUUACAAAUGAAGGCAGUGGGUGAUAUUGCUGAAAUUUUUGCUUCUUGGAGCUGUUAUAAUUGAAAUGCAUCUGAUGCAUCCUGAUCUUGUGGAUGAAGGAGAUGUUUCAAUCCAUACAACUAGGAAAUUCUGGAAACUUCAGAUGAAGCCAAGAGGACAGAUUAUGUGCUUACAUCUCAAGGAUGUGCCUGAAGAGGAUAAGGGUUAUGUAUAUUCUAACCUAAUUAAGUUAUAAUUUCACUACAUAGAGUCAGUUAUAUAAAUUUUAGUUUGUCAUCUUGAAUCUGUAUAUAAUUAUAUUUUUUUAGGCAAUUGGAAUUCAUUCAUAUAUAAGAGUCGUUCUGUCAAGUUUUUUCUUGUUUUUAUCUAUCUUGUUUGGUAAAGACUUGUACUAUUUCAUAAUCAUUUCUUAUUUUAAUAGGAGU